Molecule: messenger RNA, 1273 nt
Organism: Humulus lupulus (European hop)
Lineage: Eukaryota; Viridiplantae; Streptophyta; Magnoliopsida; Rosales; Cannabaceae
Exons: 5
Coding region: 60-659 (199 amino acids)
Source: RefSeq, a predicted model, not a curated record
AAAUUUGGCUGUCUGCUUCCACAAUUUGAAUUGAAUCUCAGAAACAGAGAAGUGGGAAAAUGAAGAAGAAAGGCCGUGGUCCUACUCGUACUACUACCACGCGCCUCCGAACUCGUACUCGCAAGCAUUCCGCCACGGAGUUUCUCGAAACGCCAUUGACGACGGCUUCCACUCCCAACCUAUCUCGCCACUCACCCAUUUUUAGGGCCAGCAGUAAGAAGCGCCAGAAAUCCAUGGCCGCUGCUUCUCCUACCUCCCCUCCCUUUACAUCGCCGUUUCAUCCUCCCAAGAUCUUAUCCUCCAUCUUCGAUCUCAAGGAUAUGGUGGCCUCUCGCCUUGACGAUUUCAAGAAAUGCAUCGAACGAUCUCACUCUGAGAUCUUCAACGACCUUGACGCUUUCUACUAUCGCCUUCAUAAGCGCUUCAAGAUUCAGAGUCAAGAAUGUCAGCUAGUCUCAGAUGAAGCAGAGAAAGAAUAUAAGAAGAUGUCUGAACGAAUUGGUGAAAGUCAAGAAGCAAUGAUGACUUCAUAUUCCGAGUUCAUUGCUGAUGCACAGACCAGCACAUCUCACGCAUCCAAAUCCAUUAGCAAGCUAUCUCAAUCUGUUGAGAAGGCCGUUGAUACUCUCCGAAGCCGUUAUGUGAUCUCAGCAGCUUAGUCUUCAAUUGUUCAUGCCAUUUCUGUCACAAGAAAUGUAGGGAAGAAUUGCUGAGACAAGAUAGUGGUUCGGAUUCUAGCAGAUGUUUUACCAUUUCCAUUCCCUAUAGCAAGAUUCAAGGCGCAUGAUGUACAUAAUUCUUGUUUCAUCAACAUAAGUUGAUUUAGAUGAUAAACGGUACCUACGUUAGAUGACGUUAGAAAAUCUAUUACACUUAUCUUAAAAGCUUCGAGGAAAAAAACUUCUUUCUUUGAAGAGCUUUCUUAGAGGAUAUAUAAAAAGAAUAUGGUUUUUUAAAAAAUUUAUUGAAAAAUAUGAGCAUGUUGAAGAAUACGAAAAAAAAAAAGGAAUUGGCUGAUUACGGAAGAAAAAAAUAUAUGAGAAAACCAAAUAAGUUGGAAUAGUCUCUAGAGCUUAACUGUAAAAGGAAAUAAAUAAAGAAGUUAAUGGAGUGUAGCUAUUUCGUGGAAAAAAAAUAAGGAAAAAAUAAAUAUAAGAGGCAAAUGGAGGUUAGAAAACGGAGUGAUGAGUUGGUUUUUUAUUAAAUGAUUUGUCAUAAGCUUAUUGGGUGGACAGUUAAUGGUACACAGAAAGUGGACAGAGGAUCCUCUUCC